Messenger RNA from Mastomys coucha (southern multimammate mouse), 2263 nucleotides. It is a transcript of the gene Ddx5, whose product is annotated as DEAD-box helicase 5. NCBI's taxonomy places the organism in Eukaryota, Metazoa, Chordata, Mammalia, Rodentia, Muridae. The coding region runs from base 254 to 2101 and encodes 615 amino acids. Gene Ontology annotation, cellular component: cytoplasm; nucleus; ribonucleoprotein complex. The transcript is spliced from 14 exons. Gene Ontology annotation, molecular function: ATP binding; RNA binding; RNA helicase activity. Gene Ontology annotation, biological process: alternative mRNA splicing, via spliceosome. The record is from RefSeq and is a predicted model, not a curated record.
GCGUGGGGGAGUCGUGGAGACGUAAACAUCUCUUAAGUAGAGUCAGAGGAAGGGCUGCUGCUGGCCAUUUUAAAAGACCGGCUGGCCGCGGGGAAGCGGCUUGUUUGAAGGCUCAGGCCUUCGACACCGCUGUCCCUCCGCUGGUGACGCCCCCGCAAAGGCUUCGCCGUCGCCGAGGCCUCCUCUCAGCGACUCGUCGCAACCGGGUUCCCUUUCCGCUGGGUUCCGCCCGCACACCGCCACCAUUGACGCCAUGUCGAGUUAUUCUAGUGACCGAGACCGCGGUCGGGAUCGAGGGUUUGGUGCACCUCGAUUUGGAGGGAGUAGAACAGGACCCCUCUCUGGAAAGAAGUUUGGAAAUCCUGGGGAGAAACUAGUUAAAAAGAAGUGGAAUCUUGAUGAGCUGCCCAAAUUUGAGAAGAAUUUUUAUCAGGAACACCCUGAUUUGGCAAGGCGCACUGCACAAGAGGUAGAUACGUACAGAAGAAGCAAGGAAAUUACAGUUAGAGGUCACAACUGUCCAAAACCUGUUCUGAAUUUUUAUGAAGCAAACUUUCCUGCGAAUGUAAUGGAUGUGAUUGCAAGGCAGAACUUCACUGAGCCCACUGCUAUUCAAGCUCAGGGCUGGCCAGUUGCUCUCAGUGGAUUGGAUAUGGUUGGAGUAGCUCAGACUGGAUCUGGGAAAACAUUAUCUUAUUUGCUGCCUGCCAUUGUACACAUAAACCACCAGCCAUUCCUAGAGAGAGGUGAUGGACCUAUUUGCUUGGUGCUGGCACCAACUAGAGAACUGGCACAGCAGGUGCAGCAGGUUGCUGCUGAAUAUUGCAGAGCUUGUCGCUUGAAGUCUACUUGCAUCUAUGGUGGUGCUCCCAAAGGACCACAGAUUCGUGAUUUGGAAAGAGGUGUGGAAAUCUGUAUUGCAACACCUGGAAGACUGAUUGACUUUUUAGAGUGUGGGAAAACCAAUCUGAGAAGAACAACUUACCUUGUCCUUGAUGAAGCUGAUAGGAUGCUUGAUAUGGGAUUUGAACCCCAAAUAAGGAAAAUUGUGGAUCAAAUAAGACCUGAUAGGCAAACACUAAUGUGGAGUGCAACUUGGCCAAAAGAAGUAAGACAGCUUGCUGAAGAUUUCCUGAAAGACUAUAUUCAUAUCAAUAUUGGUGCACUGGAACUGAGUGCAAACCAUAACAUUCUUCAGAUUGUGGAUGUAUGUCAUGAUGUUGAAAAGGAUGAAAAACUUAUUCGUCUGAUGGAAGAGAUCAUGAGUGAGAAGGAGAAUAAAACCAUUGUUUUUGUUGAAACCAAAAGAAGAUGUGAUGAACUUACCAGAAAAAUGAGGAGAGAUGGGUGGCCUGCCAUGGGCAUCCAUGGUGACAAGAGUCAGCAGGAACGUGACUGGGUUCUAAAUGAAUUCAAACAUGGAAAAGCUCCUAUUCUGAUUGCUACCGAUGUGGCCUCCAGAGGGCUAGAUGUGGAAGAUGUGAAAUUUGUCAUCAAUUAUGACUACCCUAACUCCUCAGAGGAUUAUAUUCAUCGAAUUGGAAGAACUGCUCGCAGUACCAAAACAGGCACAGCAUACACUUUCUUUACACCUAAUAACAUAAAACAAGUGAGCGACCUUAUCUCUGUGCUUCGGGAAGCUAAUCAAGCAAUUAAUCCCAAGUUGCUUCAGUUGGUCGAAGACAGAGGUUCAGGUCGUUCCAGGGGUAGAGGAGGCAUGAAGGAUGAUCGUCGUGACAGAUACUCUGCAGGCAAAAGGGGUGGAUUUAAUACCUUUAGAGACAGGGAAAACUAUGACAGAGGCUACUCUAGUCUGCUUAAGAGAGAUUUUGGGGCUAAAACUCAGAAUGGUGUUUACAGUGCUGCAAAUUACACCAAUGGGAGCUUUGGAAGUAAUUUUGUAUCUGCUGGUAUACAGACCAGUUUUAGGACUGGUAACCCAACAGGGACUUACCAGAACGGUUAUGAUAGCACUCAGCAAUAUGGAAGUAAUGUUGCAAAUAUGCACAAUGGUAUGAACCAACAGGCUUAUGCAUAUCCUGCUACCGCAGCUGCUGCGCCUAUGAUUGGCUAUCCAAUGCCAACAGGGUAUUCUCAAUAAGACUUUAGAAGUAUAUGUAAAUGUCUGUUUUUCAUAAUUGCUCUUUAUAUUGUGUGUUAUCAGACAAGAUAGUUAUUUAAGAAACAUGGGAAAUGCAGAAAUGACUGCAGUGCAGCAGUAAUUAUGGUGCACUUUUUUCGCUAUUUAAGUUGGAUAUUUCUC